Oncorhynchus mykiss (rainbow trout) is the source of this 1073-nucleotide messenger RNA. The record is from RefSeq and is a predicted model, not a curated record. Lineage: Eukaryota; Metazoa; Chordata; Actinopteri; Salmoniformes; Salmonidae.
AGGUCCCCCUUCUGCUCUCCUCAAGAUGUCUGUCUGGCUGGCUGCAGGUCCCCUUCUGCUCUCCUCAAGAUGUCUGUCUGCUGUCUGGCUGGCUGCAGGUCCCCUUCUGCUCUCCUCAAGAUGUCUGUCUGGCUGGUUGCAGGUCCCCUUCCGCUCUCCUCAAGAUGUCUGUCUGGCUGGCUGCAGGUCCCCUUCUGCUCUCCUCAAGAUGUCUGUCUGCUGUCUGGCUGGCUGCAGGUCCCCUUCUGCUUUCCUCAAGAUGUCUGUCUGCUGUCUGGCUGCAGGUCCCCUUCUGCUCUCCUCAAGAUGUCUGUCUGGCUGGCUGCAGGUCCCCUUCUGCUCUCCUCAAGAUGUCUGUCUGGCUGGCUGCAGGUCCCCUUCUGCUCUCCUCAAGAUGUCUGUCUGCUGUCUGGCUGGCUGCAGGUCCCCUUCUGCUCUCCUCAAGAUGUCUGUCUGGCUGGUUGCAGGUCCCCUUCCGCUCUCCUCAAGAUGUCUGUCUGGCUGGCUGCAGGUCCCCUUCUGCUCUCCUCAAGAUGUCUGUCUGCUGUCUGGCUGGCUGCAGGUCCCCUUCUGCUUUCCUCAAGAUGUCUGUCUGCUGUCUGGCUGCAGGUCCCCUUCUGCUCUCCUCAAGAUGUCUGUCUGGCUGGCUGCAGGUCCCCUUCUGCUCUCCUCAAGAUGUCUGUCUGGCUGGCUGCAGGUCCCCUUCUGCUCUCCUCAAGAUGUCUGUCUGCUGUCUGGCUGCAGGUCCCCUUCCGCUCUCCUCAAGAUGUCUGUCUGCUGUCUGGCUGCAGGUCCCCUUCUGCUCUCCUCAAGAUGUCUGCCUGUCUGCUGUCUGGCUGCAGGUCCCCUUCUGCUCUCCUCAAGAUGUCUGUCUGCUGGCUGGCUGGCUACAGGUCCCCUUCCGCUCUUCUCAAGAUGUCUGUCUGCUGGCUGGCUGCUCGAUCAAUGUCCUCUUCCUCUGUUCCUUGAGAUGGUAUAAGCAACCGUAUUCAGUCUGAACAUUAAACUGUUGAAAGGACUACACAACUAAAAAGUAUUUUUGAAGGAAGUUCUGUUUUAAAAUAUAUUCAGAG